AGAAACCAUCCCCUCCCCUACUUCACUGACAUCUGGGGAGGGCCACGGCGCAGCGGGUUCUCCUGAGCUGGGACCUUAAAAGAUGCUGUCGACCCAGCCACGGAAGGCGCCUGGGCAGAACUGACCCGACGCUGAAGGGAACGAAGAUCUGGCUCCGCUUUUCGGGUUGUUGCUGCUAUUAUUUUUCCUCUCUCCGGGGAGGAGGCGAGGUUGUUCCCUUCCCUUCGCCCUCCGCAAAUUAAAAACAACAACAACAACUUGGUGGGACCUUAAAAAUAAAUAAAUAAGCCCCUUCUCUCUCUGCCGCCGGCCGCCACCUUAGUUUCCUGUUGGCAUUCAGCCGCUCUGCCGCCCUGGUCAAUUUCGCUUGGGUGAUGGAUGAGUUCCACCCCUUUAUUGAGGCACUACUCCCCCACGUCCGGGCCUUCGCCUACACCUGGUUCAACCUCCAGGCCCGCAAGCGCAAGUACUUCAAGAAGCACGAGAAGCGCAUGACGAAGGACGAGGAGCGGGCCGUGAAGGAUGAGCUCCUCAACGAGAAGCCCGAGGUGAAGCAGAAGUGGGCGUCCCGCUUGCUGGCCAAGCUGCGGAAGGACAUCCGCCCGGAGUACCGGGAGGACUUUGUCCUUUCCAUCACGGGGAAGAAGCCCUCCUGCUGCGUCCUCUCCAACCCCGACCAGAAGGGCAAGAUGCGGAGGAUCGACUGCCUCCGGCAGGCCGACAAAGUCUGGCGGCUGGACCUGGUGAUGGUCAUCCUCUUCAAGGGCAUCCCCCUGGAGAGCACGGAUGGGGAGCGGCUGGUCAAGGCCGCCCAGUGCACCCACCCCAUCCUCUGCGUCCAGCCUCACCACAUCAGCGUCUCCGUCAAGGAACUGGACCUCUACCUGGCGUAUUUCAUCCGAGAGAGAGAUUCAGAUCAAAGCAGUAGCCCCAGGACGGGAAUCGGCUCUGACCAGGAGGACAGCAAACCCAUCAUCACGUUGGACGCGACAGAUUUCCAAGAGAACUUCGUCACGUCCGGGGUGUUCAGCGUCACGGAGCUGAUCCAAGUUUCCCGGACGCCGGUGGUGACGGGCACAGGGCCAAAUUUCUCCCUUGGGGAGCUGCAGGGGCACCUCGCCUACGACUUGAACCCCUCGAGUACGGGAAUGAGGAGGACGCUCCCCAGCACUUCCUCCAGCGGGAGUAAACGUCAUAAGUCCGGCUCGAUGGAGGACGACCUGGACGGCAGCCCGGGAGGCGAAUAUUACACGUCGCCCAGCUCCCCCACGAGUAGCAGCCGCAAUUGGACGGAAGACAUGGAAGGGGGGAUUUCUCCGAAAAAGCCAGACAUGGACAAGUCUCCCUUCAACAGUCCGUCUCCGCAAGAUACUUCGCCCCGGCUGAGCAGUUUUACACAACACCACCGUCCCGUCAUCGCCGUACACAGCGGUAUCGCCCGAAGCCCCCACCCUUCCUCCGCGCUACAUUUCCCCACCACCUCGAUCCUGCCCCAGACGGCGUCCACUUACUUCCAACACACAGCCAUACGGUACCCGCCGCACCUGAACCCGCAGGACCCUCUGAAAGACCUCGUCUCGCUGGCCUGCGACCCGUCCAAUCAGCAGCCGGGACCGUUAAAUGGAGGUGGCCAAGUGAAGGUUCCCGGGCAUUACCUUCCCACCCAGAUGUUGGCGCCGCCGCCCCCCCCGGGUCUGCCCCGCCUGGCAAUCUCACCCGACACCAAACCCAUCGCAACAACUUCCGAGGGAGGGACCACUUCGCCGACGUCUCCCACCUACUCCGCCCCAGGCACACCCCCUGCGAACCGCUUCGUGGGACUAGGACGGGACCCUGGCAGCAUCUAUCAGGCGCAGUCCUGGUAUUUAGGUUAACCGCAGCUUACAUUUGGACCUUCAUCUUCCUCACCCCCCUCACCCCCCCUCCUGGGCUUUGGGCUUCCUCCGAGGAGAACGAUUCACACCCACUCCCGACACCCCCCCCGGCUCAAACCUUGAUGGCGGUGCGGAGAGAGGGGCGACGGCGGACUUGGCUUCGGGAGUCCUUGGCGCCACGGGAAGAAGGUCCAAACUUUUGCAAAAUGUUUUAAAAAACGAACGAAGAGAAGACUCGCCUGCCCAGCCCACAACCCCUUCUAGCAAGUCUUGGGGGGCCAGAAACAAACACUACUUUGGAUAGAGGACGUAUCGCGCCUCGCGGCCACCCCGCCGGUUCCGUUCUCAAAAGGGAUGUUAUAUGCAAAAUGUUCCUGAUCUUUUUUCUCCCCUUGGGAGUGAAGGGGUGGAAAAGAGAGAGACUAGAGUGAGGGGGGGCGUAAUUCCGGGCCUGCUGCCGCCCCCUCCAGCACCUUCCCACCCCCCCACCCCGCUCCCCUUUUGUACACCGCCUUCCUUCUCCGGAGAAGACGACGAAACGGCGCGCACGACGGAUCUCCGUGGCGCGUCGAGACGGCGGAGGUAGCAAACCCCCUCUCCCGCGAGGGAGAAAAGCUGGACACCUUUUAUGCUGCGUCUGUGGCCCCAAUCCCUCCCCCCCUACAAAAUAACCUGCGCUUUGCUUCCCUGUAGGGGGGGUUCCGCCCGCGGCACCCACCGCAUGACAGGGUGUUUGGCGAGAUUUCUUCGGCGAAGGAAGAACAGAGCACGUUUCCGCAACUGCGCUCUUUCCACCCAGAUGCGCGUAAAAGCACGUUUGAAAGAUGCCAUCUUCGGGGAAAGGGGUGGGACAGGUGGGGAGGGGGGGCGCAGAAGACAGGGUUGGUCAAAAGGGGCUGUCGGUAGGAGGGUAGACCCGAGCUGCGUCCACGCAGGCAGAGCCCAAACGCCGCACGUGCAAAAACCCCCACAACCCUUUGGAAACUUGAAGGGUUGGCGCGGCACGACUUCUUCCAACACCGGGCAGGGGGUUGGAUACGGCCGUACGCUGUGUUUAAACAGCAUCCCCACCCCAAUUUCCUGCAUGGUACUAGAGGUCUGUCUCGAACCCUUGCCUUAAAGUUGGACGUGAGGCCGAGAGAACGGGUUCCCUGCCCAGCCCACGCGGAGAAUUGCCAUCCUGCUCUCUUACGGGGAGCGGGCUUGCGGCCAGGGUGGGGGUCCUCGUCUCCCCUCAAGCCCCCACCUUUGCCCACCUGCCUGGCAAAACCCCUAGGGAGGGAGGUUUGGGAAAGGUAACGUGCCGGCGGGUUUGCGUACAUUUGAGGACCGGGCCCCCGGCUCGGCGGGCGAAGGGGGCUUGUGGAGGGAUGUGAGCGAGCUGGUGGCAUCCCCCCUCCCCAUUCACCCUGCAAACAAACCCCCCCCCCAGCCCUUGUGUACAAAGAGCUAUGCAUGUUAUAGUUAAACCAGCUAUGUCAGGGGGGUGGCGUGGAUGGCAGCGAGGCCAGGGACGGGACUGCUAAUACGGAUUGCACAUUAUUAUUGUUGUAGGAAAUGCACUUUGAAAAGGAGAAAGGAAGGUCGGGGCGGGAGGGGGAGUUUACGUGGGGGGGGGACAAGGUGAGGAAGGCCCUCUCCCCCUAGUGCUUUUUUGCUAUUCUUUGAGGGGGGGGUGCUGUCAAGAGGUGACCACCAGGAAGGCACAGAACGGGGCCUUAUUGGAGUGAGUCUUUCAGGACAAAAUAGUUAAAUCCAGCAGAGGCGUGGAGAGGCCUUACCUUACCCCACAGUUGCCCCCUCCCUCUAGGACUCAAUUUAUCCUUUUCCUCCCCAUUCCUGCCCUCCCGCAAGCCCCAGACUGUGGAGCCCAGAAGCCAUCUCUGACUGGUACAAGUGCCUACAUUUUAACGCGCCAGUCCUCCUCGCCGGGUUACAGAGAAAGCGGCGACAACCGCGGGCGCAGGGCCCCGAUCCGGGCCGAGCUGAACUUGUAGUGCUCCGAGAGAGCGUCAUUUCGAUAACUCCUCGCACCCCAACCACCACCCUCUUUUCCUAGCAAACACCAAAGCUUUAAAACACCACGGACCUGAUCUCCUCCCGUCGUUCGCAGAAUUGUAGAAUUGCUGAGCUGGGAGGCGGUCGCCCCCUUUCCCCAGGGUCUCUGAGUCCAACCGGCUGCAACGCAGACAUCGCAAUGGAAGCGUCCACGACAGAGGGCCGUGCAAGAGUCCGUGUGGCGCUGCCAAUGCCAGAGUUUUCUGCAAGGUCUGGGGAGCACCGCCUUCGCUUCAGAUGGGUCCUUCUCCUUUUCAGCAAAAGCGGAGAUCCUUCGAAACGAUCCCCGGAGAGUUUCCCUCUGUGUGUUCAAAAGCGAUCGAUUCUGCAAGGAGGGACGUGUGAGGUGCAGAGGGCACUGCAGCCCUUAUCCAGCAGCGGCCCGUCCAAGCAGACCAGCUGGAACGACCACAUGGCGUGCCGAGAAAGGAGAAGGAAGUUUUGGAAGCCGCGAACCGCAAUCAGUCGUCGCCGGGAGUUUGGGACCAUCUGCAUUCUCCCUGCCCGCGCUCUCCAAACUAUAGUUUCCGGCGUUCGUUGGGGGAGAAGCCAUGGCGGUUGUCCAAGUGGUACAA
Molecule: messenger RNA, 4507 nt
Organism: Podarcis raffonei (Aeolian wall lizard)
Lineage: Eukaryota; Metazoa; Chordata; Lepidosauria; Squamata; Lacertidae
Gene: NFIC
Product: nuclear factor I C
Exons: 11
Coding region: 375-1874 (499 amino acids)
Biological process (GO): regulation of transcription by RNA polymerase II
Cellular component (GO): nucleus
Molecular function (GO): DNA-binding transcription factor activity, RNA polymerase II-specific; RNA polymerase II cis-regulatory region sequence-specific DNA binding
Source: RefSeq, a predicted model, not a curated record